UGUUGACAGCAAGCAGGGAAGGGUGCUCAUACGGGGCGUAAUGAUAGGUCCAUCACCGGGUCCUACUGGCGGCGUAAACGGUUCGUUAAGCGUCGCCGGAAUCAUUACCACACUUGCGGCGGGACUCGCGCCGCGCGAGGCGGUUUCUACCUUCCACCUGUCGAGUGCUAUUGUGCCGCGUUAGCGCACGGCUACUACUCGAGCUCCUCUCCUAAACAUGGCCGCGAGGAAGGGAAGGUCGAAAUGAUAGCGGCGAUGCCGAGAAGCUGUUACAGAGGAGCAGAGUUGUACAUAAUCUUCCUACUUCUGUCGAGGACGGCGGCGGGGUCGGACGGAUGGGCGAUCUGCGCGGGAGGAAGGCUCAAACAAGCCGAUAUAGAACAGAAAGCGGGACAUGGCGAGGACAGGGCGUACCGUCAGAAGGGAAACACGGUCAUUUUUGAGGUCGACAUCCAAAGGCAUAAGAUGACGAAGCAGAAAGACAAACUUGUAGCAGCCUUGCUCACAGAGGCGACAAUCACAACGCUACGGGACAUCGCAAUCACGCAAAACGACCACAGGAUACUAGAGUGGGUGGACGGCAAUGUUAGUCUGAUCACGGUCCACCCCGCCCCGCAGUUCCCGUUCGGCACGGAGAGGGGCACCACAGUUAUCGGCUACUAUGCAACCUUCGACUGUAGCUCAUGGACCUUUCCGGGAAGCCUCCUCAAACAGGUUGUAACGAGGAGCAAGGCCCAGCUGAGGGAGGUUGUCGGGGGUGAGGUCAUCGGGGACCCUGUUCUGUUCAUCCGAGGCUUGAGCAAUCAGAGGGCGAUGAACAGGGAAUAUUUCCUGGGCAUGGGUGCGCUGAGUCUGCUCGCUCUGCUGCUCCUAUGCGCAGGAUGGCAGGGGAAUGGAGAUGAGGUCAAGGAGCUUUUCCUGUCGGCAUGACGUCAGGAACAGGAAUUCUGCGAAAGAAGUCUCAUAAGGAUUCGAAGGGAUCAUGUUUUCCGCACAUUGUGGAUUAUUUGAAAAGGGGACAUUUUAAGAAUACCAAUAUUUCUGGGUUAUCCAACUAAUUUGUAUGCAUUGUAUAAUGGAAAUUUUCGUCCUCACUUAUUGCCCACGAAAAAAGUCAUGAUGUUACCAAAUGUGUUUGUUCCUUGAUCAGUGUGAUACGAUUUGAGCAAAAUAUGUUGAUGUAUGCCGAUGAAGGUUGGACAUCCAGGUAAUAAUAAGAUACACCCAAAAGCAGUUACUCAGGCGACUGAAUAUAUAUGAGUAUGGAAACACAUUGUCAAGUUAUCAGUCUGUGUUUACACCAUCGCUGGCUGGGGUUAAUGGCUGGCUGGGGCAACUCUAAGGCCGGCCGCUAGGAUCGCAAUUUUAGUCUUGGUUAUUGUCAACUGUGCCUCCACGUUACAUUCAGUACUAGUUGCUUGAGUAACUGCUUUUGGGCGUACGUCGGUGUACGUUACACAUCAAAUGUCGAUCUGGUGUUACGAACACGAACUUCUUUUCUCGACUUGAUACAAGAGAGACGAUGUAUGUAAGGGCGCGGUCACAUUGGUUGUGCGAUCGUCGUACGAUUUUUAUGCCAUAGGAUUUUCAAGCAGGCCGUGACAGAACCAACCACCGACAUGGAUCCAAAACAGCAUUUUGUGUACAAAGGAAAUUUACAGGAGGCGUACAAUUUUUGUCCUCCAAAAUGCCCGAAGCUAGCGAUUGUGCGACGAUCGCACGACCUAUGUGACCACGCCCUUACAUUAUGUGUAUGGAAACAAUGCACACGAAACCGUCAAAUAAGACACAGUUGACAAACGGUAGCGCGUUGACAUAGCGACCUUAGAGGUGACCUCAAUUGCAAAGGUCACAGACAAAAGAUUGUCCUGCAAGCUGGUCGCGAAUUGCUAUAUAUCUUACUGUGUGUAGUCAAUAUUAUAUACAUAUAAUAUAUAUUGCCAAGGCACUAUCAUUAUACAUGUACAGCCACUACUUAUAUAGCUCUCUACAUGUAUGCCCUUUAUGUAUGCUCACAUGCUAUAUUCAACAAUGCGAUAUUGAUAAUAAGCACAUAUACAAAUACUAUUGUUCAACGUGUUGCAAGUAUUACUUGUUGAGGGUUGAUGAUUACAAAAUGACAGCGACGACAAAUUCGAAUGCAAUAAAUCCAAACGGUUUAAGCCUUAGUAAGAUGGGAAACAUAUGGAAAUCUCUCCACAGGAAUACCAUUACUAUGCAAUCCAUGUAAAACUCUAAGACAUGGCAAUAAAUUUACUUGA
Messenger RNA from Branchiostoma floridae (Florida lancelet), 2261 nucleotides. RefSeq lists its product as uncharacterized. NCBI's taxonomy places the organism in Eukaryota, Metazoa, Chordata, Leptocardii, Amphioxiformes, Branchiostomatidae. The transcript is spliced from 7 exons. The coding region runs from base 244 to 930 and encodes 228 amino acids. The record is from RefSeq and is a predicted model, not a curated record.